AUGUUGGAAAGUUCAUCUGUAUGCAUUGGAUUGAAAUGUUCGUGGAACGGAAUAUCUAAACAAGGAACGAAUAAAACUAAUUGUGAUCAAUCAAAGUUAGAAGAAGAAUCUAUUCUUCUAUCCGGACCAUAUGGUGAUGAUGUGGCUUUUGUCAAACAAUCCGACGAUCAUAUCCUUAUCGGUUUAGCAGAUGGAGUAAGCGGAAAUCGUCACCAUGGUCUUGAUCCAUAUAAAUUUGCUCAUACAUUAAUAAGCUCAUGUGCUGACGAAACCGAACGAAUUGUUGGCUCGUCAUCGAUGCGUGGUCUCGUUCAUCGUGCUAUACGUUGUGUUGAAAAACGUUCGAUAUUCGGUAGUGCUACAUUGUGCUUAUUAUCCAUUGAUAAACGCUGUUCACACCUCCGUUCACUCAAUAUUGGUGAUAGUGGUUUCAUGUUAAUUAGACAAAAUAAACUAAUUAUUCGUUCACAUCCACAGUAUCAUCGUGGUUCGUCACCUUUUCAAUUAUCAUCGUUCCCGACGACACAGAUUUUCUCAUCAAACACGACAAGACUUUAUCAUGAUAAGCCAAGUGACGGAGAAUAUGUUGAACAUAAUUUAGAAAUAGGUGACCUUCUAUUAAUUGCAUCGGAUGGGCUUUUUGAUAAUCUUUACGAAGAUUUUAUUGUACAAAUAAUAAAUAAUCACUUAGAUGAUCAAAUCUCAGUGGAAUCAUUGCAGAAUAUUUGUCAAAUGCUUGUUCAAUCGGCAUGUCAUGCUCGUAUCAAACGUGAUGAUAUUCUUGUAUUAUUAUUUUGUGUUGUUCCUUGUUCACCCAAAUCAAUCAAUGAAAUUAGUGGAAAGAAUAGCAAAAGUGCAUCUUGUUCAUCAUCUGAUUCAUCGUUGUCUUGUAUGUUAGCUGAUCAGGAUGAAGAAGAAUCGUUGGAUUUAUUCAUAUUCGAGGAUUCGAAUUAG
Messenger RNA from Adineta ricciae, 954 nucleotides. The record is from the annotation of a GenBank genome assembly. NCBI's taxonomy places the organism in Eukaryota, Metazoa, Rotifera, Eurotatoria, Adinetida, Adinetidae.